Molecule: messenger RNA, 1256 nt
Organism: Halteromyces radiatus
Lineage: Eukaryota; Fungi; Mucoromycota; Mucoromycetes; Mucorales; Cunninghamellaceae
Exons: 2
Coding region: 35-1120 (361 amino acids)
Molecular function (GO): N-acetyltransferase activity
Source: RefSeq, a predicted model, not a curated record
UUUUUUUUUUUUUCUCGAACUGACCAUUUGAACAAUGUCAGAUUCAGUAGUCAAGGAAUCAACUACCACUCCACGACUUAUACUUCGAUCUUAUAGACCAAGUGAUCAUGAACAAGUGGACUUUAUAUUUUACAGUACCUACUUUGCACUUGUUCCAGAAGGUGUGAAACAAAAACUACGAUCACCAUUAUUUUGGAUAUGCUGGAUCACUGUGUACGGAUACCUACUUGCCAUUAUUCCUAUCUUAUUAUCUGGUAUGUCUGUGCCUAGCUGGACGGGUCGUGUAUUACAGGUGUUUAUGACCAUUGCCUGGGGUUUGGUCUCGUUUGCUGGUAUGUUUGUCAUGACUGACCGUUUGGACGUUAUCGACCGGAUUGAACAAGUACGACAAAACGAUCUCCGUGAUCCCGAAGUUUAUUAUAUGAAUGUGGUCAAGGAAGAAAAGAUUGUUAUUGAAGAAGAAGAGGAUACAAGUAAGGAUCAACAGAAAAAGAAACGUGUUACCUUUGAUAAAGAUACCAAACCUGCAACGGAAAUAGUACGUACUCCCAAACCCAAGGAUCAACAAACAAAAUCACACUUUUGGGUUCUUCAAAUGGAUAAUCAAAUAUGUGGCAUGGUGGGAUUGGCUCAAUAUAAGGAUAUUCAGUAUGACCAACGUCCUCCUUUACCUCCUGGCUGGAUCAAGAUCGGGCAACUUUUAUGUGAACGCUAUGGUGUGACACCUCCUUCGUUUUUACAAUUCAAUCCACCCACCAACAUCUUUGCUCAACCUCAUGCACCUCACACUGCUACAUUACAACGUUUGGCUGUCAAGCAGGAAUUUCAAGGUUGUGGAUUGGCUUCGAUUCUCGUCAACCGUGUCAUGUCAUGGGCGCAUCAACAAGGCAUCACUCAGGUCUUUGCUGUCACCAAUGAAAUGCAAUCAGUGGCUGCCGACAUUUUACGCAAGCAUCAUCAAUUUACAAAGGUAAAAUCCGAAAGGAAAGGAUGGUUAGGUCAAACCGAAACUACCUGGGUCUGUCAUGUGGAACAAUGGUAUGAUCAACAUGCUGCUCAAGCCGAUACUUUUGCCAAGGAUACAACUCCCACUACAUCUUCUUCUGAAGCAUCCGGAUGAAUAUCUGUAGUGACUUGUUAGUUUAGUUUUAUUGGUUUUUUUGUAGAUAUAGUUUUAUGUGGGAAUAGUCAAUUGUCUUGAUGAUACUCUUUUUUUUUAUAUAUACAUAUUGAAUAAAACAUAGAUCUUUUUUUUU